Saprolegnia diclina VS20 is the source of this 1211-nucleotide messenger RNA. RefSeq lists its product as hypothetical. The coding region runs from base 13 to 1095 and encodes 360 amino acids. Gene Ontology annotation, molecular function: phosphatidylinositol binding. The transcript is spliced from 2 exons. The record is from RefSeq and is a predicted model, not a curated record. NCBI's taxonomy places the organism in Eukaryota, Oomycota, Saprolegniomycetes, Saprolegniales, Saprolegniaceae.
UUCCAGUGACACAUGGCCCAUUCGUUGACCGAGCGGGCGAGUCGCCACAGCACCAGUAGCCUCCUUGCACCCGUGCGGUUUCUCUCGCGCCGCCUCCUCCCUGCCACGUCUGCAGAAGCACGCGCCGGAAAGAGCCGCCUUACCCGCCGGCGCGCGUCGAGCAUCCGCACCAUGCGCAACGUCGAGGUGCCUCGCUACGAGGUGCUCCGGUCGUCCAAAACCACCGUGUACAUCACGACCGUCGACAACGGCACCGACUACUGGGAGCUCCCGAUCCGGUACUCCAAGUACCACGACUUCUUCACGACACUCUGCAAGACGGACAAGAAGUGGGUCGCCAAGCUCCCGUUUCCCGAAAAGUCGUUUGGGUUUGGGAAGGACUCGCCCGACUUUCGCCGGCGCCAGCUCGACCUCUUCAUGCGCCAGCUCAACGCGCUCUUCACGUCGCUCUCGGCCGAGGGCCAAGACGUCGUGAUGGACUUUCUCGAAGCCAAGCACCACGUGUACCACUAUGAACGCGAAGCCUCGAUCUACGACCACUACGACGACGAGAAGGCGUCGCGCCGCGGCUACAAGUCGUCGGUCGCGUCCGAGACCGACUGCGAAGACAACUCGAGCGAGCACAACAUUGACGGUCUCUCGUCGCCGUCGUUCCCGGAUCGGACUUCGUCGCUCCACCACGCUCGGUCGUCGUCCUUGCAUUCGUCGUCGCACUGCUCUUCGAUCCAUGAAGAAGAGGUCAAGCGCCCGCCAGUUGUCGAGCCCGUGCCCGUCGCACCGACACCAGUGGUCGCACCCACGCCGGUCGUCGCGCCCACGCCGGUCGUUGCACCGACACCGAUCGGCGUUGUCGCAGCACCGGCACCGAAACCCAAGCUCCACACGCUUGUGUCGCAGGUCGAAGGCUACGCGCCGAUGGCCCCGUCGGCCGCACCGAUCUGGCAGCAGCACGAGACGACGCUCUCGACGUACACGCGGCCCGCGCAUCUCAACCCCGUUGUCGUCAAGACGUGGGGUGUGCUGUACCCGACGCUGUUCCCGCAGCAGGUCGGCGGGGCCCCCAAGCCGCUUGCGGCCACCACUGCGUCCGACUAAACCCGUAUGCUCGCAGUACUUCAUCCCUUCCGUCCACGAAGCAAUCACCCACCACCAGUUCCUAUGUAAUGUAUAUAAGAUAUGAAUCCUCUUCCAACAACGACCGUUGAAAUUCG